UUAAAAUUAAUACAUCUUAAUUAAAUAAAACUCUAGUACAUAUUAGAGCAGAGGAGCAAUGAGUAGGAGCAUUCCGAAGAUGGGGGCCUCUAUGAUACUACUAUUGGUGGUGGUGGGACACCUCUCCUUCUCUGAUCAAAUAGCAGCGUCUGGGCCUAAUAAUCACCAGCUCCCAAAUCAAGAAGGUGUAGGUGAUGAGGAUGAGAGGCAGAUGCCAUGGAAGUGCUGCGACAAUUGUGUGUGCCCGAGUUCGGAUCCGCUGCGGUGCGGGUGCCAGGACUGGCUGUCGGGAUCGUGCCACCCCAACUGCCGGAAAUGCGUCAAGCUGCCGCUGAUGAUCUACCCGCCGUACGUACGCUGUGCGGACAUUAUUCUGGGCCACUGCGGUGAGCCGUGCAGUACUCAGGAUCAGCCGCUGAACAACUAGUUUAUGUGAUGAGGCAUGAUGAUGCAUGGCUAAAUAAAAAAGAACGUUAUGCAAUGAUCAAAUGCUCAAAUGAUCAAAAGAUAUAUUAAUUUGCAGAUUAAAUAAAUUAAAGGAAUGGUUAUGGCUUGGAU
Messenger RNA from Ananas comosus (pineapple), 558 nucleotides. RefSeq names its product Bowman-Birk type proteinase inhibitor D-II-like. Gene Ontology annotation, molecular function: serine-type endopeptidase inhibitor activity. The record is from RefSeq and is a predicted model, not a curated record. Bases 59 to 427 code for a protein of 122 amino acids. The transcript has 2 exons. Gene Ontology annotation, cellular component: extracellular region. Lineage: Eukaryota; Viridiplantae; Streptophyta; Magnoliopsida; Poales; Bromeliaceae.